Messenger RNA from Capsicum annuum, 3766 nucleotides. Its product is annotated as probable LRR receptor-like serine/threonine-protein kinase At3g47570. The record is from RefSeq and is a predicted model, not a curated record. Gene Ontology annotation, molecular function: ATP binding; protein kinase activity; protein binding. Lineage: Eukaryota; Viridiplantae; Streptophyta; Magnoliopsida; Solanales; Solanaceae. Gene Ontology annotation, biological process: protein phosphorylation. Bases 378 to 3617 code for a protein of 1079 amino acids. The transcript is spliced from 3 exons.
GAAUACAACCUACGGAGUGUACGAGUUGAAGUGUGAAAAGGGCUCCAAAGCCGCCCCCUAUAUUGCGCUCCAUGGGCGCCAUUUUGUCCUUUUAACACUAAGGGGCAAUAAUGCAGCACUUUCCAAGCCCCACGAAAGAAAAAAAAGUGACAGACCUGUAGCUACUACCAAUCAAUGAGAAAAACAGAUUGACUGGCUUUCACAAAUACAACUUUAAAUUGACUCUCUUAACCAAAAGACACUCCAGAGACUAACGACAGUAUAUAUUGGUAUCCAAUGAAUUUCAUAUCAUUAAGUAGACCACAUAAAAUCAUUGAUUUACCUCAUCUAGUCUUGUUUUAGGGAAAAGAAAAAAAAAAGAGAAACCUGCCUGUAAUAUGGGCAUAAGUUGCAAUCUUUUCUUUGCUUUUGUAGUUUUCUUUCUGCUUCAUCGCUAUGCUAUACUGGCUAUUGGUCCCAAUAUUAGCACGGACGAAGCUGCUCUUCUUGCCUUGAAAUCACAUAUUUCUCCUUAUCGUAACAAUAUCUUAGCAAGCAACUGGUCUUCUUCAAGCUCAGUUUGCAGCUGGAUUGGAAUCACUUGCAGCUCUCGCCAUCGUAGAGUCACAUCUUUAGACAUUUCUAACAUGCAACUUCAUGGUACCAUUCCUCCACACGUUGGAAACCUCUCAUUUCUUGUUUCCCUCGACAUCAGAAACAACACUUUCCAUGGAGAAUUGCCAAAAGAGUUGGCUCAUUUGCGGAGGUUGAAAAUGAUCGAUUGCUCCAGAAAUAACUUCACCAGAGUCAUACCAUCAUUUUUAAGUUUGUUACCAAACCUUCGCUUUCUGCAACUUUCGAGAAAUCAGUUUUUCGGAGGAAUCCCAUCUUGUCUUUCUAAUCUAACAAAGUUGGAAGAGUUAAAGAUGUCCAAAAAUUUUCUCCAAGGAGAGAUCCCUCAAGAAUUUGGUCAUUUUCGUUACAUGACUAUUUUAGACCUGCAAUUCAACCGGCUUACUGGCUCUAUACCACCAUCAAUCUUUAACAUUAAGACAAUGCAAAUCAUUGCUCUUACUGGUAACAACCUUACCGGUAAGCUUCCAGAAACUAUAUGCGACCAUCUCCCAAACUUGGAAGGACUUCACAUUGCAAAUAACAACCUACAUGGCUCUAUUCCACCAAAGGUAGAAAAAUGCAGAAAGCUCGAAGUCUUGGCAUUGUCAAUUAAUGAAUUCACUGGAACAGUACCAAGAGAGUUGGGAAACAUAACAGGCCUUGCAGCAAUAUAUCUCGGAUACCUGCAUUUGGAAGGAGAGAUACCAGUGGAGCUAGGUAAUCUUAUGGAACUAGAGACUAUUGAAUUAGACUCAAAUGAAUUUACUGGUUCGGUCCCAGCAAGCAUUUUCAACCUGACAGCACUGGAGAGCCUAGGACUUGUACAAAACAAACUUUCAGGUACUCUACCUUCAUAUUUAGGCCGUGGAACGCCCAACCUAAAAGUGUUUUACUGUGGAUUUAACAAUUUGAGUGGUUCUAUCUCUCCUACAAUCUCAAAUUCUUCAAGACUCAGCAUACUUGAUCUCUCAAGCAAUAGUUUCGCUGGUCGAAUUCCUGAAUCACUUGGUAACUUAGAGUACCUUGAGCUUCUGAAUUUGCAGAUCAAUAAUUUUUACAGCGAUUUAACGAUGAGCUUUCUGACGUCUUUGACGAAUUGUAGGAAACUAAGAGUAGUAAGUUUUUCUGCGAAUCCAAUAGAUGGGGUUUUCCCUUCAGCUGUAGGUAAUUUCUCUGACUCUUUGCAAAUUUUUGAAGGAGGGGCUUGUAAUCUGAACGGAAUCAUUCCUAAAGAAAUUGGUAAUCUUACUGGAGUGACAAGGAUGAAUCUGGUAGACAAUGCGUUGACCAGAUAUAUUCCAGAUACUAUUCAUGGCAUGUUGAACCUUCAAGAACUUUACCUAGAUAACAACAAGAUAGAAGGAACCAUACCAGAUGUAAUCUGCAAUUUAAAGAAUCUUGGUGCAUUAAACUUGUCAGGAAAUCAGUUUUCUGGUUCUGUGCCGCGAUGCUUAGGGAAUGUUACUAGUUUGAGGAAAAUUCAUCUAGCUUACAACAGGCUGAAUUCGAGAUUACCUGCAAGCUUGGGGAGCAUUCGAGAUCUCAUAGAAUUUGAUGUGUCAUCCAAUUUAUUAAGUGGGAAAAUUCCACUGGAGAUCGGAAACUUUAAGGCUGCAACACUCAUUGAUCUGUCAAAGAAUAAUUUUUCAGGUAAUAUCCCUAGUACUACAGGGGAUCUAGAUAAAUUGAUUAGUCUCUCUCUAGCACGUAAUAGAUUGUAUGGGCCUAUUCCAGAUUCAUUUGGGAAAAUGUUGUCGUUGGAAUUCUUGGAUUUGUCCUAUAACAAUCUUAGCGGAGAAAUUCCAAAGUCUUUAGAAGCUCUUGUGUAUCUCAAACACCUGAACUUCUCAUUUAACAAAUUCACCGGAGAGAUCCCCACGGGUGGUCCUUUCGCAAAUGCCAAUGGUCAAUCUUUCUUGUAUAAUGAUGCACUCUGUGGUGAUCCUAAGUUUUAUGUAUCACCAUGUGUCAUCAAAUCUCCCAAGAGGAAAAAGACAAUCUUGGUUCCGUACAUCCUUUUGGGAGUCGGCCUCCUAUUUCUUGCAUUAGCGCUCGCAUAUAUAAGAAUGCGAAAGAUAAAGAAGAAUGUUGGUCAAGCAGAUGUCUGUCCAGUAAAAGGGCAUGAAAGAAUUUCCUAUUAUGAACUUGAACAAGCAACAGAAGGAUUCAGCGAAAGCAAUUUGCUCGGUAGUGGGAGCUUCAGUAAGGUCUACAAAGGGAUACUUACGGAUGGAACUCUUGUGGCAGCAAAGGUAUUCAACGUGGAAUUGGAGGGUGCAUUCAAAAGUUUUGAUACAGAAUGUGAGGUUUUGCGAAACCUCCGCCAUCGAAAUCUUACUAAAGUCAUCACUAGUUGCUCCAACCCUGAUUUCAAAGCCGUAAUAUUGGAAUACAUGCCUAAUGGGACACUUGAAAAAUGGCUGUACUCUCAUAACUUCUUCUUAGACAUAAUGCAGAGAUUAGAUACAAUGAUAGACGUUGCAUCUGCAAUGGUCUAUCUCCACAAUGGCUAUACAACAACCGUUGUGCAUUGUGACUUGAAGCCAAGCAAUGUCUUGCUAGAUCAAGAAAUGGUUGGCCAUGUUAGUGAUUUUGGCAUUGCAAAAUUGUUAGGUGCGGGGGAGACUUUUGUUCAAACAAGAACAAUUGCAACCAUCGGAUAUAUCGCUCCAGAGUAUGGACAAGAUGGUAUAGUAUCCACACGCUGCGAUGUCUAUAGUUUUGGCAUCCUAAUGAUGGAGACGUUUACCAGAAUGAAACCCAGUGAUGAACUAUUUUCCGGAGACUUGAGCCUACGAAGUUGGGUUGCUGAUUUUUUUCCCAGUGGAAUUCAUCAGGUUGUGGAUGCUAAUCUGGUACGACCAGGGGAAGAACGAACCGACAGAAAGAUGCAGUGCCUGAUAUCUAUCAUGAAACUAGCUUUGAGUUGCACCGUAGUGACACCUGAUGCAAGAAUUAGCAUGGAAGAUGCUCUUUCAACACUUAAAAAGACUAGGCUCCAGUUUAUUAGUAAUCGACGCUAGGUGGAACGAGCCUAUCAGCUCUUCAAUUUUUCUCGAUUACCUAUGUCGGUUGUGCUAAAGCUUUCAAUUACGUUCAGGUACUUAACUUUGUUGAUUCACGGAUAUUGUAGGAAACAACUAGUUUCUUGAUAUGCAUAGUUUUGAUGAUA